AUGUGGGAAUGCUUGGAAGAAGCUUAUCUUCAAGCAAUAAAAGAUAAGGAGUUCCAGCUCAAACAACAAUUGCAAAGUGUGAAGCUAGGAACCAAAACAAUUGAUGAAUAUAUUAAGGAAUUCAAAGGCAUAUGUGAUGGCCUUGCAGCCUUUCACAAGCCUGUAGAUGAAAAUAUCAAAGUGAUUAAUUUUGCUAGAUGUCUAGGUCUUAAGUACAAGACCUUUAGGACUGUCAUGCUAAGUAAGGCAAUAUAUCUUACUCUUAAUCAAUAUGUUAAUGCUCUCAGGGGUUUUGAUAUGAGAGAUGAUGAAAAAGAAGUGCCCCAACAAAACCAUAACAUGGUAUUCUCUGCCCAAAGAGGCAGGGGAAGAGGAAACUACUCUCAAAGAAGAGGAAACAAUGAUUUCAAUUGCAGAGGAAGAGACUUUAAGCCUGCUGGACAAGGAACAUGUUCUUAUAACAGCAGAAACGGACCAGCCGGAGAUGAGCUACCACAAACAUUGGCUACUACUAAUCUACAAAACACUACUGAUGACACCUUGUAUGUGGACUCAGGAGCAAGUAGCCAUAUGACACAUAACUCAAGUAUCCUAACUGAUCUUAAACACUACAAUGGACCAGAUAAAAUCAUUAUUAGGAAUGGAUCAAAGUUAGACAUAACACAUGUUGGGAACAUAUCUGGAUCAGGUCUAAAGUUAAAAGAAGUUCUUGUAGUCCCUAAGAUUAAUAAAAAUUUACUCUCAGUUAGUAAGCUUGCAAAGGAUAAUUGUUGCACUCUUGAAUUUGAUGAAACUAACUUUGUUGUAAAUGACAAGAAGACAAGGACACUGCUGGCCAAGGGACCUAAAAGGAAUGGACUCUAUGCUUUGGAAGAUAACAAUCUGAAAGUACAGGCUGCUAGUACACACGUUAAUGGUGAUAAUGUUGCUACUACUCAUAUACUCCUUGAUAAUAAAAGUACCAUUAACCUCUCAGGCACAGGAUCAGAUGUUGAGGAGCAGGUUGAAUGUGAUGAUCCAUACAGUAGUAUUGAAGCUCCAUGUACAGAUUUUGGAUCUGCUAGUGACAGUGAGGAACAUGUUGCACUUACACGUCCAGUCAAUGAGCAUCAUCAAACAACUACUUUAGUUGAUGUACCUGUUGACCAUCAAUCUGACAAUGCUACACUCCAGUUAACUACUUUGGUUGAUGUACCAGUUGAGGUACUUCCUGCACCACAAGGGCAUUAUAUGAUCACUAGACACAAGGCGAAGGAACACCAUUUAUCACUUGAGCAGCAAAGACAUUCUGAGGGAACCAAAUAG
This is a messenger RNA of Solanum stenotomum, 1305 nucleotides long. RefSeq lists its product as uncharacterized. NCBI's taxonomy places the organism in Eukaryota, Viridiplantae, Streptophyta, Magnoliopsida, Solanales, Solanaceae. The coding region runs from base 1 to 1305 and encodes 434 amino acids. The transcript has 3 exons. The record is from RefSeq and is a predicted model, not a curated record.